This is a messenger RNA of Acyrthosiphon pisum (pea aphid), 2035 nucleotides long. Its product is annotated as protein embryonic gonad-like. Gene Ontology annotation, molecular function: DNA-binding transcription factor activity; zinc ion binding; sequence-specific DNA binding. Lineage: Eukaryota; Metazoa; Arthropoda; Insecta; Hemiptera; Aphididae. The transcript is spliced from 2 exons. Gene Ontology annotation, biological process: regulation of DNA-templated transcription. The coding region runs from base 413 to 1678 and encodes 421 amino acids. The record is from RefSeq and is a predicted model, not a curated record.
UUUACGUUGUCAGUGCUAAGUCUGAAUAAAGUGGGAAGAAAGUUUGUAUUCUGUGUAAUUUUUUUUCGUGUGCAUACCCGGGUGUGAUUUUUACCUGCUAUAAUAUAUUAUCUCGUGUGAGAACUUAAAUUCGCCCUACACUUACUGCAGCGAGUUACACUCAAAAGGAGUUGAUCAAUCAUAUUUUUUUUAAGAGUUGCCAUUUUUUACGGGCAACAAAGUGCACGAGAUCUAUAUUAUAUUUUAAUAAGCAUACGUCUUAUCGUAUGUACGAGAAUGUGAUGUAAUUAACUACUGCUGCUGCCACAAUAAUAACAAUGUGUAUUUUAAUUUAAUAUCGUCGUCGGAUGUACCUACUCACAUAUUUUUUACAAUCGAAUUUAUCAUAAAAAUAUUAUCAUUUUGUUUGCAGAUGAGUCAGCUAUGUCGUGUGUGCGGAGAACCAGCCGCCGGUUUUCAUUUCGGAGCGUUUACGUGUGAAGGAUGCAAGUCGUUUUUCGGUCGGACCUACAACAACCUGAGCUCGAUAUCGGAAUGCAAGAACAACGGCGAAUGCGUGAUCAACAAGAAGAACAGGACGUCGUGCAAGGCGUGCCGGCUGCGCAAGUGUCUGGUGGUGGGCAUGUCCAAGAGCGGGUCCCGGUACGGCCGGCGGUCCAACUGGUUCAAGAUCCAUUGCUUGCUCCAGGAACAGCAGCAGCAGCACCAUCACCAGCACAACAACAACAACAACAACAACAACAGCAACCACCACCAGCAACUCCCGCACCACCAGCAGCAGCAACCACUCGCGCAUCACCGUCAGUCUGCGGGCCUGCAGCACUUUCAGCAACAGUCGGCGGCGGGUUGCAGACUGUCGCUGGAACACGGACGGACGCCGCCGCUUUGGGCGGACGUCAAACACCACCUGCGCCUGGACGCGGACAACAACAACUCCGUGGCCGGUGACCUGAACAAAGACGGCACCGGCGGCCGAUUGUCCGCGUCCGCUGCCGCCGCGGCCGCGGCCGUCGUGCAGGCCGUCCGACCGGAAUUGCUGCGGUGGCCCUCGCCGUUCUUUUCGGCGUUCCCGUUCCCGCCACCCGCGCCGUUCUUCCUGGCCCUGCAGCAGCAGCAGCAGCAACAGCAACAUCAGCAGCAACUUCAGCAGCAGCCGCCGACGCCGCCGCCGCCGCCAUCACGUGGUCACCGGUCAUCGCGAAGUCCGUCGUACCGGUCGUUGACCGCGGACGACGACAGCUGUGCGGGUGACCGCGACGAGGAAGACGACGAUGACGGGCCGCCGUCUUCGAAGCGCGUCGCCGUCCACCGCGACCCACCGCCGGUCCAAGAAUCUCCGAUGGACCUGUCGGUGACCGCGGCCGCGUCCUCGCCGUCCCGGCCACCGUCACUCGGUUCCCCGUCACUCCUACCGUACGUCGGCGGCCGUUCACCCGGCCACAGCCCGGAGGACCGGUCGCGGCGCAGACGCCGGCGGCCGCGCAGGCGGAGACGGCAUCCGCGGGUAGACUUUGCCGCCGCUGAUCGGACGUCCUGUUCGGACGACGACCACGACGACGAUGACGACGACAGCUUGGCCGGAAGUGACUCGGCGGCGGUGUCCGACUCGAACGGAUCGGCCGACGGCGGCCGGCCGGAGAAAAACGCUCCUCUGGACUUGACGUGCAACCGGUCGUAGACGGAAUUUCAUCUCUGAUAUUAUUAUUAUCAUUAUUAUAUAACGUGAUAAGUUUUUCGGUGAUUUUUCCGUCCUGUUUUCCCUCACUCUCUCUCUCAGACCAUCUCCUACGAAGCGUCUCUAUAUAAUAAUGACUUAAAAAUUUCGUCGGAAAAAAUCGCGCCGCGGGUAUGUUAAAAUAUAAUCAUUAUCAUUAUAUUAUUAUUAUUAUAUUUAUAUAUAUAUAUUGUAUAUAUCAUAUAGUGUGUUAUACAUGGCGUGAUCGAUUCGCUGUAUACAGUUCACAAACGAAUUAUUGUAAUAAACAACGAGUGAUGUAUUAUAUAAUGUGCAUAUAGGCUAAUAAUUUGACACGAA